This is a messenger RNA of Staurois parvus, 329 nucleotides long. The record is from the annotation of a GenBank genome assembly. Lineage: Eukaryota; Metazoa; Chordata; Amphibia; Anura; Ranidae.
AUGCAGACUGCUUCUACAAACAUUUGUGAAAGAUUGUGCAAUAAGUCCAUCUGUGAAAUUCCCUUGCUACUAAAUAAUUCACAGUCAAUUGUUAGUGGUAAUAUAACAAAGUGGAAGCAACUAGGAACAAACAGCCAUGAAGUAGUAGGCCACGUAAAAUGACAGGGAGGGGUCAGUGCAUGCUGAAGCGCACAGUGCGCAGAAGUCACCAACUGUCUGCAGAGUUAAUAGCUAAAGACCUCCAAACUUCGUGUGGCCUUCAGAUUAGCACAACAGUGUGUAGAGAGCUUCACGGAAUAUGUUUCCAUGGCCGAGCAGCUGCAUCCAAG